Molecule: messenger RNA, 1212 nt
Organism: Exophiala mesophila
Lineage: Eukaryota; Fungi; Ascomycota; Eurotiomycetes; Chaetothyriales; Herpotrichiellaceae
Exons: 1
Coding region: 1-1212 (403 amino acids)
Source: RefSeq, a predicted model, not a curated record
AUGGUCCCCGUGCCAUUCCUCGGAGCCGUGAAGGCCUCUUUUUGGAGAGGUGGGACUUCCAAAGGUGUCUUUCUCAGCCUGCAGGAUUUGCCCGACUGGUUUCAGACAGCUCUCAGGUCAGGCAAAGCUCCCUCUGAAACCGAAUUCAGCAGCAUGCAAACAUUCUUCUCUGCAAUCAUGGGUUCGCCAGAUCCAUAUGGCCGUCAGCUAAACGGAAUGGGAGGAGGCAUCUCAUCGCUGAGCAAGGCUAUGGUGGUUGGUCCCCCCACUCGAUCAGGAGCUGAUCUCGAUUACACCUUCUUCCAAGUUGGGAUCAAGGAUGGGAAACUGGAUAUGGCGGGGAAUUGUGGAAACUUGAGCUCUGCGGUUGGGCCCUUUGCUUUGAAUGCAGCCAUCUACAGGUAUGGGGCGAGUAGAGAUGAAACGAAACAGCCCACGACAACCUCAUUGCAAAAGGGCCAGAACCAAACUAUCACCAUGAAGAUGAGGAACACUAAUACGAAUAAAAUCAUCGAGUCAUCAUUCCCAGCAUGCCUCAUAGACGGAAAUUGGCAGUACCAGCAACGAGGAACUACAUCCAUUGACGGUGUCCCUAGCACAUCUUCGAACAUCACAUUGUCAUUUCUAGACCCCGAGGGGUCAAAAACGCAGAGAGCAUUACCUACCGGCAACCCCAUCGACCUCCUCGAGAUUGACGACUUUUCCAUAGAGGCGUCAUUGAUCGAUGUCAGCAAUCCGGGUAUCUUCAUCAGAGGACAAGAUGUGGGGUGGAAACACGGCGCCACACCCGAUGAACUCAACGCAGACAGAUCAUUAAUGGAAAAGCUCGAGAAGAUCCGAAGAAAAGGAACUGAAAGAAUGGGGUUGGACCCCAAUAUUAGCAGCAUUCCAAAAAUUGUCCUGCUGUUCCCUACCACCAAAGAAGGUAUCGAUAUCUCAUCUCAGGCUCUGUCCAUGGAACAGGCCCACAAGGCUGUGCCUGUGACUCUUGCACUCAACCUUGGGGUGGCCUGCAAAAUGACAGGAACUAUACCUCAUCAGCUUUCGCAGCACCUGAACCCAUCCAACACGGUGAUUGGGCACCCAUCAGGAACCUUGGAAGUCGGCGCGGACUUCCAUGGCAGCCACAUCAGAAGUGCGCAGCUCAUCAGAACCUCCCGCUGCCUGAUGGAGGGCUAUGUGAAUACAUCAGGAGCCGAAGAUCAAGACUAG